Aplysia californica (California sea hare) is the source of this 936-nucleotide messenger RNA. RefSeq names its product acetylgalactosaminyl-O-glycosyl-glycoprotein beta-1,3-N-acetylglucosaminyltransferase-like. Gene Ontology annotation, cellular component: membrane. The coding region runs from base 1 to 936 and encodes 311 amino acids. NCBI's taxonomy places the organism in Eukaryota, Metazoa, Mollusca, Gastropoda, Aplysiida, Aplysiidae. Gene Ontology annotation, molecular function: hexosyltransferase activity. The record is from RefSeq and is a predicted model, not a curated record. The transcript has a single exon.
AUGAAGAAAUACUUCAGCCAAGUGUUAAGACACACGAUCUUGCCCCGCGACCCGUCAGUUGUUCUCAACGGGACGUACCUGAAGAACCCGACACACCUCUGCAGGCGUCAUGAAGAUCUGGAUCUGGUUGUCGUCGUUCACACCAGCCUCUACAACUUCGAGCGGAGAAGGCUGCUACGCCACACGUUCAUGAGACAGCUGAAGGACUCUCCUUACACGGUACAGCUAGUGUUUAUGAUCGGCACACAUAACAAGACCAAAAUAAACGCUGUGAAAGAAGUUACUUUAAGGAAUGAAAACCGGCACUAUGGAGAUUUCGUGCAGAUGGAUUUUAAUGAAGAUUUCAGAAAUCUGUCUCUUAAAGCUGUGAUGUGGUUACGUUGGUUAAAUGAACAUUGUCAGAAUCCAUCUGUGGUUUUGAAAAUAGAUGAUGACGUUAUUCUUGAUUUGAGACGUAUUUUACCAUUGUCGGUGAGCUACUUCGCCAAAUUCAAACGAUCCAUAUUUUGUCACUUAAAUAAGCUGGGAACUCAACCAAUCCCCCGAAUCGGGAGAACGAAAGUUGACAUGAGAGAAUUUUUCAACCUGACGAUCUAUCCUUACAAUUACUGCAGUGGAUUUAUUGUUUUUCUCAGCCCUGACAUGAUUCCGUUACUUAUGUCUGCCGCGAGAAGGACGCCAUUUUACAACGUCGACGACCUCUUUAUGUUUGGCGUGCUGCCCAAAGUUGUGGGUGACGUCACGUACCACAACAUCGGCUUCAACGUGAGUGUGUGGAACCAGAAAGUGAGGAACUGCACGACACAGCACGGCGCCUCCUGUCGUUACUUUGGCACCAUGACAGAGGACAAGGCCGAGGCAUGGAACCUCCUCAAUGCUUUUGACCAUGCCCAUCGUUACGACUUCAAGAUACCUCGCAUGAAGAUUCUUAAGUGA